Molecule: messenger RNA, 1993 nt
Organism: Thunnus maccoyii (southern bluefin tuna)
Lineage: Eukaryota; Metazoa; Chordata; Actinopteri; Scombriformes; Scombridae
Exons: 4
Coding region: 817-1503 (228 amino acids)
Biological process (GO): vesicle-mediated transport
Cellular component (GO): Golgi apparatus; vesicle; trans-Golgi network
Molecular function (GO): GTP binding; GTPase activity
Source: RefSeq, a predicted model, not a curated record
AUCAGAUCAGAUCGUCGUCACUUUUUGGGUACAUUACAUAAACUUACAUUCAUUUCCUGGGGACUUACCCUAACCAUAACCACUACUUGUCCAAACCUACCCCCAAAUUUGUUCCUAAAAGUAGCCUAUGACACACACACAAACACAGUGCGGAGGUGGGGGGCGUGGUCGUGGCGCAGACAGCUGCAGAGCAAACUGCUGACAGGCUUCUUCAUCGCAGUCUCAGUGUGUGUUUUUUUUUUGUGAGGACGUGAUGCCUGCAAAGCAAACAGUUGAGGAGAUGUGCACACACACCGCAGGCUAAACAACACACCACACUUCCUUGACUUCUCAGCCACGACAGCGUUUGACAUCCAGCAAGUUCUUCUUUUUUUUUUUUUUUUUACUACUGUAAACUUUUGCACACUGACAGACAGAUAAGCAGCAUUUCGGUAGAGCGAGCGAGGAUGACACCGGUACAAUCGGAACGACAUUUUAACAGACUUUUCCUGUGCGGGUUGAUUUUCUAUCUGCGGGACUCAACAGUGAGUUUAUAGCGACUUUUUUUCAACACUGCUUACAUCACAGUUAUACUGAGAGUCAGUGUUUAGUGUAACUGCUCAUCACUUGUGCGCAUUUUACUGUUUAGUUCGGUAAAAUGUUGUAUAAAGUAUGAUUUACAGGCUAUUUUUUGCAUAUAUAUGUAGAUCCAUCAGUACUGCUGUCAAUGGCCAAACCCUUCACAUUUUGUAAUCGUCUCUUUUCCACGCGCGACCCAUUAAUUGGAGACAUCACCGUUCCAUCCGUUUAACGCGCGCGCUCUCAACCGGAGCAGCUAUGCAGCACGAGCGCUUGCUGAAAGUGUUGGUCAUCGGCGACCUGGGAGUCGGGAAAACGUCCAUCAUAAAGAGAUACGUCCACCAAGUGUUCUCCCAGCACUACCGGGCCACCAUCGGAGUCGACUUCGCCCUCAAAGUGCUCAACUGGGAUCACAAGACGGUGGUGCGGCUGCAGCUCUGGGACAUCGCCGGACAAGAACGCUAUGGCAACAUGACACGUGUGUACUACAGAGAGGCCGUAGGGGCUCUCGUCGUCUUCGACAUGACCCGACUCUCCACGUUUCAGGCCGUCCUCAAGUGGAAAGGAGACCUGGACUCAAAGGUCGCCCUGAGCAACGGGAGGCCGGUUCCAGUUGUUCUACUGGCCAACAAAUGUGACCAGCGGCGGCACGGUUUGUGCCCUAAACUGCCCAAACUGGAGAACUUCUCCAGGGAGUACGGAUUCGUCGGCUGGUUUGAAACCUCUGCCAAGGACAACACCAACAUCGACGCGGCCAUCACGUGUCUGGUGAAGAACAUCAUGUCCGUGGAGGAGGAGAGGGCCUUGAGUGACGCUACAUCCAAAAACGAACCGGAAGGCAGCGUUCUGGUGCUGCCUCGCUUCGACUACAAUGUGAAGGAGAAGGGACUCGGUGGGUGUUCGGGAUGCUCCGGUCUCAAACCCAGAGACGCAGACAACGACUGAAGAAGAGAUCGGUCUGAACUGAGAGACUUAGUUGAAUAAUUUAUAUGUUGUAACUUAAAGUUACAUCCCCUCCCUCCCUUUAUCCUCACAAAUGCAUUUUAUUCAGAGAUGUCAGAUGAAAUAUUUUGGGUUUUUAUUCUAAGACAAAGAUUUGAAAAAGUUAAACUGUCUUUUAAGGAUUUUUGUGAAAAAUCCAUCAAACAUCUUUUGUACAAGACUGUAAUUAUUAUCUUUUUAUAACAAUAGAGUCAAAAUAUUUGUUUCAUUGUUACAAAACUUUACUGUAUUAAUUUUAAAAUGUGAUAAUAAAAUGGUUUACAGGUUUGAAAGAACGUUUAGGGCUCAGCAACAUUUUUAAAGUGUAAAACAUUUACAAAGAAGUUGAAUUUCUUAUUUUGUGAUGACAUGUUGGAAUAAAAUCCAUUGGUUUGUUAAUAACAGAUUAAAAAUCUAAUUGUAAAAACAAUCGCAUAUUCAUAAGAGUGCACUU